UCCGAGAAACCCUAUCGACUCAGGCGCAGCCACCACCGAAGCAGACUCCGGAGAGCAGGCAAGGCGAGGACCGAGAUGGCGCGCGGCGUGGCGGCGGCUACCAAGGGCGGCGCGGGCGCCGGGAAGAAGAAGGGGUCGGUCUCCUUCGUGAUCGACUGCACCAAGCCCGUCGACGACAAGAUCAUGGAGAUCGCGUCGCUCGAGAAGUUCCUGCAGGAGCGCAUCAAGGUCGCCGGGGGCAAGGCCGGCAACCUCGGGGACUCCGUCACCGUCGCCCGCGACAAGAGCAAGGUCACCGUCACCUCCGACGGAGCCUUCUCGAAGAGGUACUUGAAGUACUUGACGAAGAAGUACCUGAAGAAGCACAAUGUGCGUGACUGGCUUCGGGUGAUUUCAUCCAACAAGGACCGCAGCGUCUACGAGCUCCGGUACUUCAACAUUGCUGAGAACGAGGGCGAGGAGGAGGACUAAUAUGCACUGCCAUGCUUCUGUGUCGUGUGAAACUUUGAACUUGUUGGAGCACUCCUGCAGUAGAGUUUUGAUGUUUAUUUUUUUCACCCAUGUUUUGAAUUGUGGCCAGGACGACAUGUGAUGGAUGCUUAGAUAACCAAGCUGAAGAAUUGUCCGUUCUUGUUCU
This is a messenger RNA of Aegilops tauschii subsp. strangulata, 637 nucleotides long. RefSeq names its product large ribosomal subunit protein eL22z. Lineage: Eukaryota; Viridiplantae; Streptophyta; Magnoliopsida; Poales; Poaceae. Gene Ontology annotation, biological process: cytoplasmic translation. Gene Ontology annotation, cellular component: ribosome. Gene Ontology annotation, molecular function: RNA binding; structural constituent of ribosome. The record is from RefSeq and is a predicted model, not a curated record.